CACCCAGCAGGCGGCGACACGGCCCUGCAGGACUGUCUGCGGUCCUCCAGUAACCAGAGAAGAAGAAGAAGGAGCAGCAGCAGAAGAAGAAGCAGCAGAGGCUCCAGUUCCGGUUUGCGGGGCUCCCUGUUACCGUGGAGACUGCUGUUACCAUGGAGACCCAGACCACUGUCUCCUCCUCCUGUCCCGUAGCCCCGCCCCCUCCUAACGAAGGCUUAACAAAGCCCGCCGUGCGGCGCGUUCGCCGAGCGGCCAGCAGAGGGAGGCGGGGCCAGAGGCAGAAGAGGCGGGGUCAGGGGGAGAAGAGGCGGGGCCAGAGGGACAAGAGGCGGGGCCAGAGAGGGAGGCGGUCCGAGGAAGAGGAAGACGAGAGAGAGAGGAGGGAGGGCGUGACGGUGAAGCGGUGCUGGGGCGGUGGGCGGCGGCGAUGGGACAAGAGACAUUACUGUGUUUUCUGCCGGAGGCCGCAGGUGAAGAUGGCUCGCCACCUGCUCCAGAAGCACAGGGACCAGCAGGAAGUGGCCCAGGCCAGCUCUCUGCCCACAGGAUCCAAACAGCGCCACCUGCUGCUGGAGCAGCUGCGCUGCAGGGGAAACUACCUGCACAACAUCGAGGUGAUCAGACAGGGCCGGGGGGAGAUCGUCCCGUGUCGUCAGCCCUCAGAGGAAGUCGAUGCCAGGAACUACCUGCCCUGCCCGCUCUGCCUCGGCUUCUUCCUGCGGGCCGACCUCUGGAAGCACCAGGCCUCCUGCCGCAGGAAGAUGACCUCUGACCCUGCGGGACACACGACCUCUGACCCCACAGGACACAUGACCUCUGACCCCGCAGGACACACGACCUCUGACCCCACAGGACACAUGACCUCUGACCCCGCAGGACACACGACCUCUGACCUUCCAGGACACACGACCUCCGACCCCAUGGGAGACACGACCUCUGACCCCACAAGAGACACGAUCUCUGACCCCGCAGGACACACGACCUCUGACCCCACAAGAGACACGACCUCUGACCCCGCAGGACACACGAUCUCCGAACCCGUGGGACACAUGACCUCUGACCCUGCAGGAGAUACGACCUCUGACCCCUUGCGAGAUUCUCCCACAGCGAACUGUACAGUGGUUUCUGACCCUGGGACAAAGCGUCCGUUGACCUCUGACCCUGAAUCAGGACAGACUGUGACCUCUGACCCUGUGGGGGAUCGACCCAGGAAGCGGUGCAGGGUCCAGGCGGCAGCAUCACGCCUCCUGCCGGUUUCCAGCGGAGCGUCGGAGAGCUGCAGCGAAGUCCUGCACCGCAUGAACCAGGACGCCGUGUCCCACCAGGUUAAAUCUGAUUGGUUGAUCUGUAAAUAUGGUAACAGGCUGAUGUCGAGCGAGGAAGGCGGUCAGAUGAAGUACGACUACGUCAGCAAGAAGCUGCGGGAGCUCGGAAGGUUUCUCCUCGCCGCCAAGUCCCUGGACUCGAACGUGUGGAGCCUCCAGGACGUCCUGGCCCCGCCCCGACUCCGGCUGGCGCUGGCGGCCGCCAGGAAGGCGUCCGGGUACCGGUCGAGCCGCCUGCCCCUGGCGGUGAAGACGGCGCUGAAGACGGUUUGUGAAAUCGCCAUCGGAGAAAGUCUGCAGGACGGCGACUGGGAGGCGGCGGCCAAGACCACCGACUUCUACGAGCUGCUGGGGCGCGAGUGGGACGCCCUGAGCCCGACCCCCGACCCCGACACAGAUGCCAUGGCAGGGGGGGCGGGGCUAAAGAAGCAAACACAACAGAGAGGAAGUGAGGUCAAGUGUAAAGGCGGGGGGGUGGAGCAACCUGACCCGAGACCAGCCGAGUCCCCUGACCCCGACCUGAGACCACAGGACGUUCGUCCAGAGAUCAGUGAGAGACAGACGCCACCAGGAUUUAGAAUGCUAACCCACGUUAACACUCCUGCGCCAUCCAGGAAGGUCCGUCGCCGCCCCUGGUCAUCUGCAGAGAAAGAGGCGGUCUGGAGGCAGCUGGGGGUCCAUGUUUUGGUCCAGUCUGUCCCGGGUAAGGAGGUCUGCCAGCGAUGUCUGGACCUAGAGCCGGCCCUCAGAGGUCGCCACUGGAAGGACGUCAAGAAUCAUGUCCACAACCAGAUCCAGAGCCAGAAGAAACAGCAGUUCCACGCCCAGAUGGAUCACCAAGAAAACCAGGACCACCAGAUCCAGAGCCAGAAGAAACAGCAGUUCCACGCCCAGAUGGAUCACCAAGAAAACCAGGACCACCAGAUCCAGAGCCAGAAGAAACAGCAAUGCCAUACCCAGAUGAACCACGAGGACCAGAUCCAGAAGAAACAGCAGUUCCAUUCCCAGAUGGACCACCAGAACCAGAUCCAAAUAAAUAAUCAGAAAAAACAACAAUAUUUGGUCCAGAUGAAUCACCAGGACCAGGUCCACAUCCAGAAGAAGCAGCCAUACCAGGCUGAGAUGGACCGAGACCACCAGGACCAAGGUCUCCUGGGUGGAACAGCCCUGGCCAGAGACACUCCAAUUCCCCCAUCUUACAUCGCUGGGGGGCCUCAUCGGGCCUCUGGACAGAUGCUGCUGGAACAAAACCCUAUCAGCUCAUAUCCGGCCCCACAUCGGGCCCCGGGGCCCCCCAUGGACGGGCCGUUAUCUAGGGCAGCAUGGACUGAUGGGCCUCUGACCGGGAAUUACCCUAUCAGCAGACAGCUGACCAUGAACCCACACCAAGACACACCCCCAGGAGCUCCGCCCACUCCACACUCUGGACACACCCAGUUCUGACAGCCCUGAGUGUGGAAGACGCUAACAUGACAUGACAUGCUAACGAGGCGUCACCUGGCUGUGACGUCACCUGGAGGGUGCACUUCCUGAAAACGUAAGGGGUCAUCCUCUUGAGACAAAGAGGAUGACCCCCCCCACCCCAGUCUCCUCUUCAGGCAGUUCAAGAUGUUUGAUCACCUGUCACCUGUGCAGCAGGUGUAGCCACGCCCCUUCCAGUGACUUCAAACACACCUUUCAAGUAAAUCAUUGGUUUACAUCAGGACGUGACCUGCACACCUGAUCCAGGGCCCUGUCCCCUGCAGCUGGAUUAUCAUCCCCGGGGUUUCUCUUAGUUAUCUGGCUUCACUUAACCAGACAUCCACAAUCCGGAUUUUGGGUCCCAUAAAGGCGGUUAUCAACUCGCUAACUGAACCCAGGCUUUUCAAUCUAGAUCUGUGCGCUCACAGAAAAAGGGUGGAGUUUGCUGCAGACGACCAAUCACAGACAAGGAAAAAUCCACCUGAGCCGCAUACUUUACGACGGAGGAGCAGACAAUAAUCUGAAAUAAAUAUGAGGAAUAUAAAUCCAUCAUCCAGGCAAAAAGCAACACAGCUGCAGCCACAAGGAAUGCUGGGAAAAAAUCACCGACUGUGUCAAUGUGUAAAUUAUUGGGAUUAUAGUCUGACUUCCCCUCCAUGACGGCACGAGUCGAUCUGACUGCAGUAA
This is a messenger RNA of Myripristis murdjan (pinecone soldierfish), 3473 nucleotides long. RefSeq lists its product as uncharacterized. The record is from RefSeq and is a predicted model, not a curated record. NCBI's taxonomy places the organism in Eukaryota, Metazoa, Chordata, Actinopteri, Holocentriformes, Holocentridae. The coding region runs from base 153 to 2768 and encodes 871 amino acids. The transcript is spliced from 9 exons.